AUGAGGAGCUCUGUGCACAUGCCAGCCACGGUAGAGGCGCUGCUGGGCCACCCGGUGGCGGCCCUGUCGGAGAAGCCAGCGCCGCGGCUGACGCAGCUGCUGGUGAACGUCACGGUGGAGCAGAGCCUGUGGCCAGUGCACGUGCUGCUGGCCGCCGAUGCCACCGUGGCCGACCUUGCGGGCGCCGCCGUCGCGCCUAUGCAGGCCAAAAAUAGCAGGCCGCCGCUCCCAGCCGAUGACGGCGCCACCGUCGUGGCCGCGCGGUUCCAGCUGCACCUCUCCAAGUACGCACUCGAUGCUCUGGACCCGGAGACCAAGGUGCUCGACCCAGAGACCAACAGGGGAUCGCAGAGAUCAGACCAUCAUCUACUUCUUCACUCAGCACUGCCAUGUCUUGAUGUCUGA
This is a messenger RNA of Aegilops tauschii subsp. strangulata, 405 nucleotides long. RefSeq lists its product as uncharacterized. The record is from RefSeq and is a predicted model, not a curated record. Lineage: Eukaryota; Viridiplantae; Streptophyta; Magnoliopsida; Poales; Poaceae.